ACUGGCUGCUCUCCCCGCACCGCUGAGCCCACCACCUCUGCACCAAUCACAGCCUGCCUUUACCUACGCGCACAUGCAUGCACGAACGCACAGACACAGACCCUGACAUACACACACACACGGCGAUCCACCGCUCCGGUUCUCCGCUGCCUUCACAUGCGUCCCCACCGACUCCGCGUAGCGCUGGCUGCGCCAAGAAGAGCGGUCGUCCCGGUGGCAUCUGAACGUCUCACCGCCUGACUGACCCAGAGCCGGGGAGAGAGAGAGACAGAUAGAGAGAGAGAAAGAGAGAGAGACCAUCUUUCCUCUCUCACAACCCAUCUCCCUUUCGCUUGGAAGAGACCGCAGCAAGCUAUUUCUUUCGGCAUCUUUUCUUUUUUCCCCCACUUCCCUCCCUCCUCCUGUUCUUGCUGCAUCCCUCCGUUAGUGUCGGUCUCCCGGUUUGAAGGAGAAACCGGAGAGCCCGGUCGUGAUUUUGUGGAAAUAUAUUUUUCAUCUUCUUUUUUUCCUGCUGAGUGUUGGUAGCGCGCAGUUGGUGCGCGCUUCUGUAAAUUCCGGUGAAUGGUGGAUUUGGCAAACAUGGAGACCGUGGAGAAGGAAUGCGGGGCCCUCGGGGGUCUAUUCCAGGCGAUUGUCAACGACAUGAAGUGCUCCUAUCCUGUGUGGGAGGACUUCAGUGCCAAGGCCACUAAGCUGCAUUCCCAGCUCCGAACCACGGUUCUAGCUGCUGUGGCCUUCCUGGAUGCCUUUCAGAAGGUGGCAGACAUGGCUACCAACACCAGAGGGGCAACCAGGGAUAUCGGUUCAGCUCUGACCAGGAUGUGCAUGAGGCAUCGCAGCAUUGAGGCCAAACUCCGCCAGUUCACCAAUGCUUUGAUGGAGAGCCUGAUCACUCCUCUCCAGGACAAGAUUGAGGACUGGAAGAAGACAGCCAACCAGCUGGAUAAGGAUCAUGCCAAAGAGUACAAGAGGUCACGCCAUGAGAUCAAGAAAAAGUCAUCUGACACCAUGAAACUACAGAAGAAGGCUCGUAAAGAGAUCCAGGGACGAGUGGACCUGCAGCCUCAGCUGGAUAGUGCCAUGCAGGAUGUGACUGACAUGUGCCUGUUGAUGGAGGAGACAGAGAAGCAGGCAGUGCGCCGGGCCCUGGUGGAGGAGAGGGGUCGCUUCUGCACAUUCAUCGGCUUCCUUCAGCCUGUUGUGAAUGGAGAGAUUGCCAUGCUGGGAGAGAUCACCCACCUCCAGGCCAUCAUUGAUGACCUCACUGUGCUGACGACCGAUCCUCACAAACUGCCCCCAGCUAGUGAACAGGUAAUUAAGGAUCUUAAGGGGUCAGAUUACACCUGGUCCUAUCAGACUCCUCCUUCAUCCCCAAGCAGCUCUGGCUCCCGCAAGAGCAGCAUGUGCAGCAGUGUCAACAGCGCCCACAGUAGUGCCUCCCGUUCAUCAGGGGGAGGUGGUAGUGGUGGUGCUGGUGGAGGUGGUGGAGGCUCCCAGCCCCACUCACCCACUUCAUCCUCCUCCUCCUCCUCCUAUCGCUACCGCAGCAGCCUGCCGCAUCAGCCCCCACCACCGGGAGGAAUUGCUGCUCACCGCCUCAGCAGUGUCUCCUCCCACGAUUCGGGCUUUGUGUCCCAGGAUGCAAACAUCUACUCCAAGCCCCCCUCACCCAUGCCCUCGGACAUCACUAGCCAGAAGUCAUCCAGCUCAGCAUCGUCAGAGGCCUCAGAAACAUGCCAGUCAGUCAGUGAAUGCAGUUCCCCUACCACUGAUUGGUCCAAAGCAGGUCAGUAUGAGCAGCCGGUGGCUGCAGCAGCAGUUCAGAGGAGAAAGGAACCUCUCGAUAGACUGAGGGAGAACGAGAUGUCACCAAGCUCCCAGGGAUAUGCCGGCCCAUCACACCUUGAUGAUGCACAAAGACCAAGAAUGACCCCGGCCACCAUCGCUGCCAAGCAUGGAGAGGAGGUCUCUCCAGCAGCCAGUGACCUGGCCAUGGUGCUGACCCGAGGACUGAGUAUGGAGCAGCAGAAGAGCAGCAGAGACUCCCUGCAGUACUCCAGUGGCUACAGCACAGAGACCACAACCCCAUCCUGCUCCGAAGACACAAUCCCCUCACAAGGUUCAGAUUAUGAUUGCUACUCAGUGAACGGUGAUGCUGAAGGCCCUGAUGGACAGACAGAUUUCGACAAGUCCUCAACCAUUCCUCGCCACUCUAACAUUGCCCAGAACUACCGGCGCAUGAUCCAGACCAAGCGGCCAGCCAGUACAGCCGGCUUGCCCAGUGGGGUUCUUGGUCCCGGGGGUCAUGUGAUACCAGGUCAACCUGGCGGGACUGGAGGUGGAUCAGGUACUCCAGGCACUGCCACAAUCCGCCGAACCCCAUCUACCAAACCAGGCGUGAGGCGCACACUGUCCAAUGCGGGGCCAAUCCCCAUCCGACCACCCAUUGUGCCUGUCAAGACACCCACUGUUCCCGGAGACUCGCAUUCACCUGGCGCAUCUGGUGGGUACGCAGGUGGAGGGCACUCAGGUGGCGUGCCCGUACGCGUGGGCAGCGAGGAGUGCGUUUUCUUCACCGGUGUCGAGGAUGCACAAGGAGCGCUUGAUUACGUGAAGGCGUCACCGAAGCGUCUCAGCCUGCCUAACACUGCCUGGGGAUCAGGGGCGGCCUUAGAGGUCUACGCCCAGCAGCAUGGAGGCCUUGCAAUGGUAACAGGCUCAGGGCCCGGAUCAGAGGAGGAUCAGAUGAUCGCGGCCAAUCGGCACAGCCUAGUAGAGAAGAUUGGCGAGUUGGUUGCCAGCGCACAUGCCCUUGGAGAGGGGCAGUUUCCUUUCCCAGCCCUCCCCGAUGACCCCACCCUGCCGCCAACUGGCCCCACCGACACAGGGACAGAGGGGGCAGAAGGGACCGGUGACAUGUUAACCACCAUCAGGAGAGGAGUCCGCCUUCGCAAGACCGUCUCCAACGACCGCUCAGCACCGCGCAUCUUGUGAUUGGAGGAGAAGCAGGAAGAGGAUACUUGUCAGCCAGUAGGGAGUCAGGUGUUGGUGUGGUGCAACCCAACCGCCUAGUACAUACACAAACACUUAACUAUGUAGGGAAAGCUAUAAUAUAACAGAAGAGGAAUGAAAAAAACAUACACAAAAAAUAAGUUUAAAAGACACCAUUAGAGUAAAUGAUAUAUAAUAUAAUGAUAAUAAUAACAACAUUAAUAAUGUUAACUCAUGCUGACAAUUAAAAGUGAAAUACUGAAUAUUGACAGGCUCCUAGCAGGCCACUAUAACUAGUGUGUGUUGGACGCAUGUUUGUCUUCUCUACACCUUCACCCAGGGACGAAAAGACUUGCAGGAAAAACAGAUAAGAUUAAAAAAAAAAGGCAAAAAAAGAGAGACUGGGUUCUGUUUGUCAAUUUAUACCCUUCCCCAUCCUCUUCUCCAACUAACCCAAAUCCUAGAUGAGAGACUUAUGACUAAAGGAAGGCCCUGUGGGGGCGAGAAAGAGAGAGGGGGGUCAGAGUGCCAUGUGACCAGCUGGAUUUGAACCCAGGCUGUCUCAGCAGCAACAUACUGUACUUAUUAGCCCACUGAACUGAAGCUUUGGUAUUAGCACGGGGAGCUAACAAGCCAGAGGGCUUCUCUGGUUCAUCCUAAUGUAAAAGAGUCUCUAAAAAAAAUACUGUUGGCAUUGAACCGUGCUAGUGCCCCCUUCCCCUCUCUCUCUCUGUGUAGUGUGUGCGUGCAUUCAUGUGUAUGCAUGUGGGCAAAUGCGAGCACAUGUGAUCGAUUGUGUGCGAGGGGGGUUGGUAGAGCUCUGCUGCAGGACAGCUGGUCACCCAACGAGGGCAGGGCUUUUUCUCCUGUGUGUCGUACGUGUAUUUUCUUGUUUAUAUCGUGACGUCAUUUACCUUGUUACAACCGUACGAGAAGUUACAAGAAGUAAUCCAGGCGUAUAGAUAUAUUCAUAUAUAUUUUCUAGAACCAGAGAGAAAAUGUUGAAUCAGAA
This is a messenger RNA of Plectropomus leopardus (leopard coralgrouper), 4003 nucleotides long. The record is from RefSeq and is a predicted model, not a curated record. Lineage: Eukaryota; Metazoa; Chordata; Actinopteri; Perciformes; Serranidae.